GCAGCGCAGCGGCCGUCCUCCGGAUUCCUCCCCACUCCCAGAGCCUCUGUCUCGGCGGCUCCAGGCGGUCCGGCCGGGUCUGCGACCCAGUGGGAUGUUAGUGAGUCCGGGUUCUGCUCGGGGCUUUUCUGGACCGAACCGAGACCAGGCGCGUCUCCGCGGCUCUUCACCGCCAUCCUCAUCCUCAUCCUCAUCUUCGGCUGCAGAGGUGUGAAACGUCAUGACUGGAGCUGAGACUGAGGAUGAUAUUCCUCUAGGAGAGCGGAAAACCGUCACCGACUUCUGCUACCUGCUGGAUAAAUCCAAGCAGCUGUUCAAUGGGCUCAGAGACCUUCCUCAGUACGGACACAAGCAGUGGCAGUCGUACUUCGGCCGGACCUUCGACGUCUACACCAAGCUGUGGAAGUUCCAGCAGCAGCACAGGCAGGUUCUGGAUACGAGGUACGGCUUGAAGAGAUGGCAGAUCGGAGAGGUCGCCUCCAAGAUCGGGCAGCUCUACUACCACUACUACCUCCGGACCUCAGAGACCAGCUACCUGAACGAAGCCUUCUCCUUCUACUCGGCCAUCCGCCAGCGCUCCUACUACUACCAGGUCAACAAGGAGGACAGGCCUGAACUGGUGGUGAAGAAGCUCCGCUACUACGCUCGCUACAUCGUCGUCUUACUGCUCAACAAGAUGGACCUAGUUAAAGUUCUGGUGAAGGAGUUAUCGGAGGAGAUCGAAGACUACACCCAGCGCUUCAACACGGAGGACCAGCUGGAGUGGAACCUGGUUCUGCAGGAAGUGGCAGCUUUCAUCGAGGCCGACCCGGCCGUGGUUCUGAACGACAACAACUCGGUGUUGGUGACCAGCAACCGGCUGCAGGACGGCAGCGUUCCCCCGCUGGAGCAGGGCAUGGUGGUCGGCCAGCUGGUCCUCGCCGACGCCCUGAUCGUUGGCAACUGCAACAACCAGGUGAAGUUCAGUGAGUUGACCGUCGACAUGUUCCGGAUGCUGCAGGCUCUGGAGAGGGAACCCGUCAACCUGGCAACGCAGACGGCCAAACAGGCAACGCUGGAGCCCAGUGAGAAACCAGCCAAGAGAGAAAACCCCCAUAAGUACCUGCUGUACAAGCCGACCUUCAGCCAGCUCUACACAUUCCUGUCGGCUUCCUUCAAGGAGCUUCCUGCCAACAGCGUCCUGCUGGUGUAUUUAUCAGCUACUGGCGUUUUCCCAGCAACACAUCUAGACUACGAAGGUCCGUAUGACUUCGGCGGCGUUCUGACCAACACCAACAGGGACGUGGUGAACGGGGAGACGGUCCAGAAGAGGAACCAGGCCCAGAAAGAGAUGCACUGCCUUCAUCCUGGAGAUCUGUUUCCUUUCACCCGGAAGCCGCUCUUCAUCAUCGUGGAUUCCUCAAACAGCACCGCCUAUAAGAACUUCUCCAACCUGUUCGGCCAGCCGCUUGUGUGCCUGCUCUCCCCGACCGUUUACCCAAAGAGCGUCCAGGAUCAGUCUCAGCGCGGCAGCCUCUUCACGCUCUUCCUCUACUCUCCUCUGCUGGGCUUCUCCUCCGUCUGCGGCCUGAGCAGCGUGCGGCGCGGCCUGUGGGAGCGCGCGCAGGACUUCCUUCGGAAGGUGUUCCGGGACAUCGGCCAGAUGCUGACCCGAUCCCGGAGCAUCGAUCAGGCCUUCCUGCAGUUCUUCGGGGACGAGUUCCUGCGGCUGCUCCUGAUCCGGUUCGUGUUCUGCUCGGCGACGCUGAGGCUACAUAAGCUGUUCCGGGAAUCCCGGAGCUUCCCGGAGUCGUACCCGGAGCUGCCGAAGCCGGACACGGUGGAGAGCGUGCUGCUGCAGAAGCAGGUGCUGGAGCUGGCCGCCAUGCUGGACGUUCAGAGCUUAUUCUGGGACGAUUCGCUGGAGAGCUACUAGCGUCUCCGCACCGGACUCCACCAGAACCAGAACCAGAGCAAACAUUGACAGUGGGUUGUUCAUAUUUAUUUAUUGUUGCCAUGGGUUACGCUGAGGUACCUGGAGGUUGGAUUAUCAGCCGAGAUGCGUUCAUGUUCGCUCUGUUUAUUAUUUUAACCAGAUCAUCUGGUUCCUCUGUGGGCCUCAGAGUUUCUCUUAUUGCUGUGAGUUUAAUCCAUGUCAUCAGCUCUU
Molecule: messenger RNA, 2146 nt
Organism: Poeciliopsis prolifica (blackstripe livebearer)
Lineage: Eukaryota; Metazoa; Chordata; Actinopteri; Cyprinodontiformes; Poeciliidae
Product: protein SCAI-like
Biological process (GO): DNA-templated transcription
Cellular component (GO): nucleus
Molecular function (GO): transcription corepressor activity
Source: RefSeq, a predicted model, not a curated record